Manacus vitellinus (golden-collared manakin) is the source of this 621-nucleotide messenger RNA. Its product is annotated as maestro heat-like repeat family member 5. The record is from RefSeq and is a predicted model, not a curated record. NCBI's taxonomy places the organism in Eukaryota, Metazoa, Chordata, Aves, Passeriformes, Pipridae. The coding region runs from base 1 to 579 and encodes 192 amino acids. The transcript is spliced from 6 exons. Gene Ontology annotation, cellular component: cytoplasm.
AUGAUCACGGCCCUCUUCACUGAGUGCAGUGAGCUGCGAGAGCUCUCCAUCCGCAUGCUCACAGAGCUGCUGCAGUUGGUGGUCGGCAGGGAUGAGAAGAGGAUGAGGAAGGAGGUGUGGCGAGCACUGGUGCCUCUCCUCUUCCGCAUGAGCGACCAGGUCCCCAGCGUGGCCAAGGCCUCCAGGGAAGCCCUUCUUGCUGCUGCAGAGCUGCUGAAGUGGAAGACGCUCAAGCACCUGCUGCAGAGAGAGCGGCUGUGGGAGCUUGGAGCGUGCUUGCUUCAGAACAGCAGGAGCAGGGCUGAAGACUUCAUCCACCAGAGCCUGCCCUACCUGCAGGACCCUCAGGCCAACGUGCGCCUGGCGGCCGUCAGGUUCAUCGGACUCAUCACACGGCGCCUGAGGGAGCAGACCACGGAGAGUCAGGCUGACAUCCUGAGCGCGCUUCAGCCCUUGGAGAAAGACUGGGACAUCUCUGUCAGCUCCCUGGCAGCUCGGACAACCUCCAUUCUGAGGAGUCCUUUCGUGCAGCAAAGACCAAGAGGCCUCCUGCGAGCACUGCGCUGCUGCUGGCCGUGAGCCCGGCAGAGGUGUAGCUUGCCUUGGCUAAAGGACUGGGGC